Molecule: messenger RNA, 1351 nt
Organism: Chroicocephalus ridibundus (black-headed gull)
Lineage: Eukaryota; Metazoa; Chordata; Aves; Charadriiformes; Laridae
Product: CMRF35-like molecule 7
Exons: 7
Coding region: 126-974 (282 amino acids)
Cellular component (GO): plasma membrane
Molecular function (GO): transmembrane signaling receptor activity
Source: RefSeq, a predicted model, not a curated record
GCUGAGAAGCGGCAGCACAGCCGUGAAGGGCUCCUUCGAGGACGUCUGGCACUUGGUACGGCCACUGCUGGGGACUUGUAACACCGGGGAGUGAGGGCUGAGCCUGCAGCCACCCAGUGAGCGGGAUGGGGGAAAGGUUCCUGGUCUGGACCUGGAUUCUCCUCCCAGGAUGCUGGGCUCUGCAAGGUCCCAAGGAGGUGAGCGGCUUCCCGGGGGGCUCCGUGGAAGUACCCUGCAAGUACAAGCCGGAGCUGGCGGAUGCCAAUAAGUACUGGUGCAGGGGCAGCAGCUGGUUUUCCUGCUCCAUCCUCGUUCAGACCACGACCCCCAGGAACGAGGUGUUGGGGGACAGGGUCUCCUUGCGAGAUGACCCCGUUCACCACAUGUUUGUGGUGACCAUGGAGAACCUGACAGUGGAGGACAGCGAUCAGUACUGGUGUGGGAUCCAGGUAACCUGGUAUGACCCCAUGUUCCCCGUCAUGGUGUCUGUUCUCCCAGUGCCCAGGAGCACACAGUAUGACCUUCACACGACACAGAGGGAAGAGGCCACAUCUGCUCCUACCUUUCCAUGGACUCCCCUGGAGCUGGAAAACACUGUGUCCAUGCCAGAAUACAGAAGCCUGCAGACUAGAACCCUAAACCUGCUUGUCCUGUUCCCAACAUCCGCUGCUGUGCUGGUGCUGGUGCUGGUUUUGGGCGUCAUCAUCUGCCGUAGGAUUAGAAGGGCAUCACUGGAGAAGAGCAAAGCGGCCCAGGCCAUGGAGAGGAGAAGGGCCAAGGACCUCCAGGUCCCUUCAAGCUGGAAGCGAGCAGCCGCUUCCAAUAACAUCUACAUGAACAGGGAAAGGGAGCUCAGCUUGCCUGAGGAUGACUAUGAGAACAGACCGGCCAAGUGGCAGGACUUUGAAAAAGAAGACGAAGUUUCGGUUUCCAGAGCUACAAAUCUGCAGCCGAUCUACAUGAACACGCGCUGAGCGGCUCCGCUCUUGGCCCCUCGCUGCCAGAAUCCCCGUGUCCAGGAACGGGCAUCCCCUGUGGCUCGCCCGACAUCGAGGAUGUGUUUCCCCACUGCUGCUCGAGCUCUCUCUGCUUCUCCUGUUGAGAUUCCCCGUAUCCUGCAGAAGCAACCCCAGUCCCCUCCGUACCACAUGAGACCGGGGACCCUAGUGUCCCAUGGGGUCCCGCAGCAUGACCCGCACGCCACCAGGCCAGCAGUGCUGUUUGUCCCCACCCUGCCAUGAGGUUAUUAAACAAGAUGAGAUCAGAAGGUAUGGGAUGUGUUUAAAAUAUCCCUCACUCAGGGGUUAAAAGCCCAUCGUUCGUGGUCCCGGCUGUGGGGGACCAAGGGAUG